This is a messenger RNA of Aureobasidium namibiae CBS 147.97, 2082 nucleotides long. RefSeq lists its product as uncharacterized. The record is from RefSeq and is a predicted model, not a curated record. The transcript is spliced from 2 exons. Gene Ontology annotation, molecular function: protein binding. Bases 1 to 2082 code for a protein of 693 amino acids. NCBI's taxonomy places the organism in Eukaryota, Fungi, Ascomycota, Dothideomycetes, Dothideales, Saccotheciaceae.
AUGCCAGAUCCAUUACAAGUCCUCCCUGCAGAGGUCAUCCUCCGCUGCAUCGAAUUCACAACUCUAUCCGGUAUCGCAGCUCUCAACUCGACCACAAAAGCCUGGCAUGGGUUUCUAGACGCCACGCAUCAAGACACGAUUUACUCAACCCAAGCGCAUGAUCUCUACUCUUUACACCCCCGCAGCGAUCGUGAGACUCUCUCUCUCAAUCGCGAUUUUAAAGUCUUUGGGACACCACAAAAUGAUAGAAGUUUUGUAAAGUAUUUCCAUGGUGUGCAGAGUUGGAAGGAUUUUUGUAAGAGAUUGAUAUUGUUGGAGAGGAAUUGGAAUGCCAAAAGGCCGGUGGUAAGAGAGAGUGUGGUGCAGGUGGGUUACGAUCCGGUGUGGCGCUUCAAGCCUGAUUUCAAGAGGAGGUUUAUUGUUUCGACUUCGCAGGCUGGUGGGGUAUGUGUGACUGAUAUGGAUGACGGAAGGAUGUUGUGGAGGUUGAGGAGGGAGGAUGUACGCAUGUGUGCACAUCUCGAAUAUGAUCAAGAGAGCGGGACAGCAUGUUGGGAUCGAUUCGGCAACGCAAUCGAAGUCUGGAAAGCCGACGAAGUAGAAAGAGGAACCUUCCAUCGUACAGGAAUCCUCGAGCACGACUGCGAGACUAGAGGAUUCCAACUCUCGCGCUUCAACGACAAGGAGACCCUAUGUGUGGUUUCCUCCGAAGGCAAAGGAUUUGUCUGGGAUCUUUCCGUACAUCCGCCACAACGACAAAAGGUUCUGGAGAUCGAGAAUGAGGCCGUGGGACACCUGGACCAAGGACAAGAUACCGUGUGCUAUAGUAUGGGUACACGCGGUUACCACGUCUGCAGCAAAACCACCGGCGAAAUGCUGGGUAAACUUGAUCCUAAGGACUGUCAGAAUAUCUACCACAUCGCACAUCCUCCUCCCCAACUAACUCUGAGCAUGGGCGCCCCAAAUCAUGGCCCCACAGCACAAGUGUGUCCUCCACAGUCGCCUCGCAAAGAUCGCCUUACACCACUGAAACUCUACAAUGGACCGCAUCCAGUACCGCGCUCGCCUCUAGCAAUCGAGAACGACGAAUGGGGCUCUGGAAUCAUCUCAGGAAACUACAUGUGUGGAGUAUCUCGCGGCGGCCGCGUCUUCAUCUGUACGGAUUUCUUGGGUGCACUAGCAGAUCCAGCACGCUUUGCCUCUACUACAGCAAUACUGCAUACCGAAGGCGAUGGCUCAACCUUUGAGCUUGGCGGCUGGCUGACGCUCAAAAACGGACGCGCUGCUUUCGAGAUCAUCGAUAACGUUUACAUCUUUACUCUACCUGAUUCUGGGACACUUCCUGAGGUUGGAGAGAUACAGAGGCCUAUUUGGGCUACACCGAUUAGUUCGGCACAGCAACUCGCUGUACCGGUCAGCUUUAUGGGAAUUUACGAUGAUUGUAUCAUGUAUACUUAUACAACACUUGGCUUCCGCAGCUCCUCGCCGCGACAACGACGGAAUGGACAGAAUACUCGAUCUGAACGCACGCGAGCAUUCCCCACAAAGGCGAUCAGGAUAUUGAGUCUAGCGCCCGAUUUAUCUCAACCAGGUGAAGAGUUGUCCUAUAUCGAAGGCUUGGAAGUCAACGACAACAAUCCCCGCGGUAAUGACACCUCUAGCAUCAGAAGCGGAAGCGCACCACGCGCCCGAGGCGCAGCCAUGCAAGCCGGCCUCCUCCAACUGAUGGCCCUCCUCACCAAUGACCAAGAGGACGAAACCUCUAACUCAGACUCUGACAACUCCCACCCUAACGAUCGCGAACCAGCAGUCCUCGACGAGGCAGCAAGAGCCGAACUCUACGCCUCCAUCACCGAACAAGAACAGGCAGAGUGGGCUGAAGACGACGCUUAUGAGCAGAUGCUGGAGAUGGAAGAUCGACAGCAGAUAGCUGAGAUGAUGGGGUUCGGUGAUGGGGAGGAAGAGGCGAUGGAGAUGUUGAGGAGUGAUGAUGAGGAUGAAGUUGCUGUUAGAGGCCCUUAUGCACCGAGUCUGGAUGAUGAUGAGGAUGACGAGUGGGAAGAUGAGGGAGAUGUGGUUUGA